Molecule: messenger RNA, 2563 nt
Organism: Cucurbita pepo subsp. pepo (vegetable marrow)
Lineage: Eukaryota; Viridiplantae; Streptophyta; Magnoliopsida; Cucurbitales; Cucurbitaceae
Product: serine/arginine-rich splicing factor SR34A
Cellular component (GO): nucleus; cytoplasm
Molecular function (GO): mRNA binding
Source: RefSeq, a predicted model, not a curated record
UGUUUUCGUUAGUCGUUACUGCUUUUAAUUACCGUAUAAUCAAACGACGCUCAUAUGCGUGCUGUGGAGGAAUAUGAUUAGUCAGACUUGUCCAAUCUUGGUGGGUAGAACGUUCGCAAUCUUGGAUUUGCUUUUUUCUCUUGUUGUGUUCUUCAUCUGGACUAGGGUGCGGCAUUAGUGGAUAAGUUUUGUUGAAUUUAUGUUUGCGUUCUCUCGGCGUGUUAAAUGGACGACACCUCGUGCUGAAUUAUUUCACACACUGAAGCAGCUGAUUCGGUGGUUGAAAUUUGAUUUCUGCGUUCCUCCUAGUUUACUUCCAUUGGGCUGUUGUUGUUGCUAUUAAUACAACACUGUAGUGGUUGGUGAACUUUAAUCUAGAUGCCUUUACUUAGACCUUUGGAACUGAGAAAAUAGUCUACUGUGUUAGCACCUUUAUUACGUUUUAAACUCGUUCCUCUUAUUUCUGUAGAUAUGUUGAUUCAAGAUUGAAUACACUUAUCAAUAACAGUAUUAACCAACGUUUUGUUACCACCCAAUAUUAAUAAAUUGGCACGGAAGUCUGAAUUUUUCUGUUCUUAAUAUCACUUCUGUGCUUUCCCUGUACUGAAUUGGUGUUACAAUUUUCUUCAAUUUAUGUCCUGUUAGUUGGGAUUUAUUUACGUGAAGUAAAAGGGACCCGGCUUGUUAAAUUCUGUUUCCAUUUUGUUAAUUGAUAUAACAUUAUGGUAUUUCUAUUUUGUUUUUUAUGUGGACUUCUCCCACUGACGACCUUAGAUAAUGAUGUUGCCCCAAGAGUAUUAACACUAAUGUUUUAUAUGACCACGUUCUUAAAUAUGUUGAUAAGAAAGGCAGUAAACUUUUGCACCAUUCCUCUUUGGAAUCGGAUGCAACAUAAUUGAGGAUUUCACUGAUCAUCUAAAGUUAAUCCACAGAGGACAUCCUGCAUAUUUUUUCAGGGUUGUUUUCUCAAUGAUGUUAAGAGAGAUGAGUAAGGUAAAAUUAAUCAUGUAUGUCACUCUUGCCUCAUCUCAUGACACACAUGCUUUCUUUAUGAUAGAUGACAAGCGCUUGGACAAAUAUGAGCAUUGCAAUCAUACAUAGGGAUAUAGAAAGGGAAUGGGAGAAUCCUUGUGGAGUUAUGGGUAUUUUUUUUAAAAUGGAGAUGCUUGAUCACUCUCAGAAAAGCUAUGCACUGCUAAAAUUCUGGAGAGGAUGAGGAGAUACAAAAUUUAUUUCAAUAUUAUAAUACCUUUGGAGCAUCUUGGAGCGAAUGAGCAAUGGAAUUGUGGAGCACGGCUCACAUGGAGGAUUGCUCUCUUGGUUUGCUUUGUUGUUUUUGGUUCUACCUUAUUUUAAGAGUAAAGUUGUUGAUACAGAUGGCAAUUGUUGUAGAAGAUGGUUGUUCUAUCCUUUUGAUGAUUCAUUUAAUAGAUGUAUGAUGUUAUGACAUAACAUGUGCAGGAAUAAUAUUUCAAACACUCGGACUAAUUUGUUUCCUUGAAGAUGAGUAGUCGUUUUUCCCGCACGAUAUAUGUUGGAAACUUGCCCUCGGACAUAAGAGAGAAUGAAAUUGAAGAUUUGUUCUACAAGUAUGGUCGAAUUUUGGAUAUUGAAUUGAAGAUUCCGCCGCGCCCUCCAUGUUAUUGUUUUGUGGAGUUUGAGAAUGUUAGGGAUGCAGAAGAUGCAAUUCGAGGUCGUGAUGGAUAUAAUUUUGAUGGUUGCCGCCUAAGGGUUGAACUUGCACAUGGUGGUAGAGGCCCUUCAUCAAGUGAUCAUCGUAGCAAUUAUGGUGGCAGUGGUGGUGGUGGUGGUGGUGGUGGUGGAGGACGUUUUGGUGUUUCAAAACGAUCAGAAUAUCGAGUUAUUGUACGGGGACUCCCAUCUUCUGCUUCUUGGCAGGAUUUGAAGGAUCAUAUGCGCAAGGCUGGUGAUGUGUGUUUUGCUGAAGUUUCCCAUGACAGCGAAGGGACAUUUGGGACUGUUGAUUAUACAAACUAUGACGACAUGAAGUAUGCUAUUCGAAAACUUGACGAUACAGAAUUCAAAAAUCCUUGGGCAAGAGCAUACAUUCGGGUGAAAAAGUACGAAGGCAGUCCCACUAGGGGUCGGAGCAGAAACAGAAGCAGAAGCCGUAGUAGGAGCCGGAGCCGGAGCCGAAGCCGAAGCCGAAGUGCGAGGCGAAAUAGGAGCAAAUCAGCCGAACAAUCUGUUUCUAGAUCAGUUUCAAGAUCAAGAUCUCUAUCCCCUGUUAAAUCUUCAAGACGACGUUCAAAAUCAAGAUCUGGAUCACCACGUGAGGCACGAGAAGGUAGCGGAUGAUAAUAUGAAGCUAUAAUGAUAGGAACGGUUGUUAUAAUAUCGACGAAUGCAACAUUCGGUUGGAUUUCAUGUUAGUUUAGGACCUAUUAUAUGCUUGACUGGUUAUGAGGAGUUGAGUUAUCUGAAGAAUAUGGCUUGAGUUGUAUGGAUAUCUUUCAAAUCCUUCUCAUGUAUUUGACCUUACCUACCAUCAUUUUGUUUGGAGACAUCUUAAGGUAUUUGCAUGUCUUAAGUUUCUUGCUCA